CAGAGGCCGGGAGAUUUGACGUCAGGGAUCGCUUUCGUCGUCUUGACGUGUAAACACUCCUUCCCAUUCUGGCCGUGGCGGGUUUGAGAGCGGCUCCAGCAGGAGAAGCCGGGCAGAAGAGGGAGGACCUGCCAUCGCGGCAAGACACGCUUUCUGGUGACCCUGCCCGCUCCCCUGGCUUCUCUUCGCCGGAUCGCGUCGCUACAAGAGGAGAAAGAGACCCCCCCCUUUUGAAAGAAAGAAAAGAAAAGAAAAGAAAGAAAAAAGGAAGAAAGAUAAUAGCACAGUCUCGAUUUCUCCAACUGUUUGAUUUUUUAAACACACACACACACACACACACACACACACACACACACACAUAUCUAUACGGUAUCAGUGUCUCCUGCUGCUCCUGCUCGUGUGUGUCUUUCUGCCUCUCCCUUUUCUCUCCCGCUGCCAUGGCAAGGAGAUGCUGGGCAGGGCAAUGCCUUAUCGUGGCUCUCUUUUGCGCCUGGACGGUGGCCAUCCUGGCCAAGGCAGAGAGACAGUUUGUCAAUGAAUGGGCAGCCGAGAUCCCGGGAGGUCCAGAAGCUGCAAAGGCCAUAGCAGAGGAACUGGAAUAUGAGCUUCUGGGGCAGAUUGGAUCACUUGAGAAUCAUUAUCUGUUCAGACAUAAGAGCCAUCCUAGAAGGUAUCGAAGAAGUGCUACUCACUUGACUAAAAGGCUCUCUGAUGAUCAUCGAGUCUCUUGGGCAGAACAACAGUAUGAAAAGAAACGAAGUAAACGUUCAAUAAUCAGAGAUUCAGCCGAAAAUCUUUUCAAUGACCCCAUGUGGAAUCAGCAGUGGUAUCUGCAAGAUACAAGAAUGACUCCGUCUCUGCCCAAAUUGGACCUGCAUGUGCUCCCAGUGUGGCAGAAGGGGAUUACUGGGAAAGGGGUUGUCCUCACCGUGCUUGAUGAUGGCUUGGAGUGGAAUCAUACAGACAUUUACCCCAACUAUGAUCCUGAGGCAAGUUAUGAUUUCAAUGACAACGAUCAUGAUCCAUUUCCCAGAUAUGACCCAACAAAUGAAAACAAACAUGGAACACGGUGUGCAGGAGAGAUUGCCAUGCAAGCGAACAACAUAAAAUGUGGAGUUGGAGUUGCAUACAAUUCAAAAGUUGGGGGUAUACGGAUGCUGGAUGGAAUAGUCACUGAUGCCAUAGAAGCAAGUUCAAUUGGUUUCAGUCCAGAUCAUGUGGAUAUUUAUAGUGCCAGCUGGGGCCCAAAUGAUGAUGGGAAAACUGUGGAGGGACCGGGCAGAUUGGCCCAAAAGGCUUUCGAAUAUGGCAUCAAAAAGGGGCGAAAGGGGAAGGGGUCCAUUUUUGUCUGGGCUUCUGGGAAUGGUGGCCGCCAAGGAGACAACUGUGACUGCGAUGGCUACACAGACAGCAUUUACACAAUCUCCAUCAGCAGUGCAUCUCAGCAAGGCCUUUCUCCCUGGUAUGCAGAGAAGUGCUCUUCAACACUGGCCACAGCAUACAGCAGUGGGGAUUAUACUGACCAGAAAAUUAUAAGUGCUGAUCUUCAUAAUGAAUGCACCUCCACUCACACCGGGACCUCUGCUUCUGCUCCCUUAGCUGCAGGGAUUUUUGCUCUAGCCCUUGAAGCCAACCCUAAUCUAACCUGGAGGGAUAUGCAGCAUUUGGUAGUCUGGACAUCUGAGUUUGAUCCACUGGCCAGCAAUCCGGGAUGGAAGAAAAAUGGAGCUGGACUCAUGGUGAACAGCAGGUUUGGAUUUGGAUUGCUCAAUGCGAAAGCAUUAGUAGAUUUGGCUGACCCCAAGACCUGGAAAGGAGUACCAGAAAAGAAAGAGUGCAUUGUUAAGGACAGCAGCUUUGAGCCAAGGUUGUUAAGAGCUAGUGGUGAAGUUACCAUUGAAAUACCCACGACAGCUUGUGAAGGUCAAGAAAAUGCCAUUAAAUCCCUGGAACAUGUACAAUUUGAAGCUACAAUAGAAUAUUCUCGCAGAGGUGAUCUUCACGUAACCCUAACUUCUCCAUCAGGAACCAAUACAGUCUUACUGGCUGAACGACAAAGAGAUAAGUCACCUAGCGGUUUUAAAGAUUGGGAUUUUAUGUCAGUCCAUACCUGGGGAGAGGAUCCAACAGGCACAUGGACUUUAAAAAUUAUUGAUAUGUCCAGAAGAAUGCAAAAUGAAGGAAGAAUUGUCAACUGGAAAUUGAUUUUGCAUGGCACUUCAACCCGGCCUGAGCACAUGAAGCAGCCUCGUGUCUACACAUCAUACAAUACUGUUCAAAAUGACAGGAGAGGUGCGGAAAGGAUGGCAGAUUUUGUAGAGGACCACACCACAGUGGAGAACCUGGGUGACAAAGCCAAGGUGACCAAAAGUACCACCAGCAAUGAGAAAAUACCAGAGAUGGCCCCUUCAGAUGCAAUGCUCCAUCUUCUGCAAAAUGCAUUUCACAGUCAGAUGGCUGGACACCGAGUACCACAGAAAAUGCUCCAUGGGAAUUCACAAAUUCCAUAUGAACAUUUCCAACAAGCUCUUGAGAAAUUAAACCGAGCCUCCCAACUGAGAGAUUCAGAAGAGUCUCUGUACAGUGACUAUGUUGACCUUUUCUACAAUUCUAAACCCUAUAAACACAGAGAUGACAGACUACUCCAAGCCUUGGUUGAUAUUCUGAAUGAUGAAGAUUAAAACAUAUAGAGAAAAGCACAAGGUUGGAAAUAUUCACCCACCCCAGCUCUGUAACACCUCUCAUUUCAGAUCAAGUCCCACUUAUAUUGACAAUUUGCAUGAAUAUAACCUUUAUUGCUUUAAACUUAUCAGCAACCUAGAGAUUCAGGAAAACAGAAAAGGCCCCUUGCUAGGCAUGAGGUAAUUGUCAUUUUAAAAUAUCAGUAAUCCUCUGAGAACGGGCAGGUUCCUUCACAAAACUGAAACGGCCACAGUCACCUAUAACCAGAUUUAAUGCUGUCAGAGACUCCGAUAGGCUUCUUGUCCAUUUUUUCAUAAAUAACAGCAGAUGCCAUACAGUAGAAGAACUAUGUAUAAAGAAUCAUAGGGCAUAUUCUCUUCACUUUACAAAGCUGGACAAAGCUAAAGUAGGUAACAUGGGGAAGGCAUCUAGAGGCCAUUUCCCUCUUCCCCAAACCCAUCAUUGCUGAACCAAUCCCUUUCCAUUGAAACUGGAUGUAACUGGAAGGUCACUUGUUUUUUUUUAAUGAGGGUUUCUGCUAAAACAAGGUAUGGAGUAGGCACACCUUGUCCUAGAAAAAAUAUGUUGGGGGAAUUAUGUGGGGCCCAGGGAGUGAAAAAAUGGCCUUGAGGGGUUUCUGUGGUCCCAGGGUUGGGUGAUUACCAGCCCUAUUUUUGAUUAAAAUGCACGACGGGCACUUAAUAAUGGUUCCAUGAAGGCCUGAUUCUGAUCAGGAAUGCCCCUUCUGUUGAGUUCAGAGACAGAUCUCUUGAGACCAAGAGAGGCCAGAGUUAACAAACACAGUCAGUUACAGCUCUUAAAGCAGAAAAAAGGGUGAGCUGCCCACCCUUUGUAUAAUUUUGGUGUGUUCACUACUGUACAGUCCUGUCCACCUCUGCUCAGAAGUUCUCAUUUCAGUGGGUUUAUUUCAAUGUAAGUGGGCAGUUUUAAUCUAUGUAGCUAUGAAAAAGUCUUUCAGAGGAAAUAAGGCAGCAGUACCUCAAAAUCUGAAGCACCUCAAAUGCUAAAGUUUGUCUACCUUUUCCUAUGGCCAGUCACUUUCAGUUGCCAUGGUGCAACAAAUCUACCUUACUUCUGGAGACACUAAAUUUUGUUUCACUCAUUAGAGAAUUCCCUGCUAUACCCAAAUCAGUUAUGGUUUUGGAAGUUCAAACAGCCUGUCCCACGGGUCACCAAAGCUUUUUGAAUCAUGGACAACACUCACACCGUCCCACAUCUUUUUUGUUAUUACCUAGCCUGUUUGAACCAAAAUAUUCAUUUCAUAAUUAAUUUUUU
Pogona vitticeps (central bearded dragon) is the source of this 3978-nucleotide messenger RNA. It is a transcript of the gene PCSK1, whose product is annotated as proprotein convertase subtilisin/kexin type 1. Gene Ontology annotation, cellular component: neuron projection; membrane. Lineage: Eukaryota; Metazoa; Chordata; Lepidosauria; Squamata; Agamidae. Gene Ontology annotation, molecular function: serine-type endopeptidase activity. Gene Ontology annotation, biological process: peptide hormone processing. The record is from RefSeq and is a predicted model, not a curated record.